UCCAUUGGGCAAAGCUGUUUGGUUUCUCAGAAAUCUAGCAACUUUCCCACUUCGGAAUUUUCUUUUCCUUACCUUCCUUUGACCUCAAAAAAGUAUUAAUUUGAUUUUUGUGGGAAGGAAGAAGGAUCAAGAAUGGCGAUUUCGACUUCUGCUAUGGGUUUUGGAACCUCAGUUUCUUCAUAUUCUUGUUUGAGAGAUAGGAGUUUUGAGAAAUCAUCAGUUUUGUGCAAUUCCCAAAACCCAUUUCGGUUUAAUUCUCUUUUUUCAAUUCGGAAAUCUCAUGGGUCUUCACGGUGUUCGGUUUCGAGAAAAUCAUGUAGAGUUCGAGCAACGUUGUUACAAGAGAAUGAAGAAGAAGUGGUUGUGGAGAAAUCUUUUGCACCUAAGAGUUUUCCUGGUAAUGUGGGAGGGGGAAGUAAUGGGGAGCCACCCGAUGAUUCAUCCUCUAAUGGUCUAGAAAAAUGGGUCAUAAAGCUUGAGCAGUCUGUAAAUAUCUUACUCACGGAUUCAGUGAUAAAGAUUCUUGACACUUUGUAUCAUGACCGAAACUAUGCAAGGUUUUUUGUUCUGGAAACAAUUGCAAGAGUUCCUUAUUUUGCAUUUAUAUCGGUUCUUCACAUGUAUGAGAGCUUUGGCUGGUGGAGAAGAGCAGAUUAUAUGAAGGUGCAUUUUGCUGAAAGCUGGAAUGAGAUGCACCAUUUGCUCAUUAUGGAAGAAUUAGGGGGAAAUGCUUGGUGGUUUGAUCGAUUUCUUGCACAACAUAUAGCUAUAUUCUAUUAUUUCAUGACAGUCUUGAUGUAUGCUUUGAGCCCGAGAAUGGCAUAUCAUUUCUCUGAAUGUGUGGAGAGCCAUGCAUACGAGACUUACGAUAAAUUCAUCAAGGAUCAAGGAGAGGAAUUGAAGAAUUUGCCCGCUCCAAAAAUUGCAGUGGACUACUACACGGGAGGUGACUUGUAUUUGUUUGAUGAGUUUCAAACUUCACGAGAGCCUAAUACUCGAAGACCAAAAAUAGAUAAUCUAUACGAUGUAUUCAUGAACAUUAGAGAUGACGAAGCAGAGCAUUGUAAGACAAUGAAAGCCUGUCAAACUCAUGGGAGCCUUCGUUCUCCGCACACAAAUCCAUGUGAUGAGUCUGAAGAUGAUACAGGGUGUCCCGUACCUCAGGCUGAUUGUAUAGGUAUCGUGGAUUGUAUAAAGAAGUCUGUCACCGAUCCUCAAGUCAUCAAAAGGUAGGGAAAGGAAAAACGAGAACAAACUAUACUUGUAUAUACUAGUAUAG
Molecule: messenger RNA, 1279 nt
Organism: Solanum verrucosum
Lineage: Eukaryota; Viridiplantae; Streptophyta; Magnoliopsida; Solanales; Solanaceae
Product: ubiquinol oxidase 4, chloroplastic/chromoplastic
Exons: 9
Coding region: 133-1233 (366 amino acids)
Biological process (GO): alternative respiration
Cellular component (GO): thylakoid; mitochondrion
Molecular function (GO): alternative oxidase activity
Source: RefSeq, a predicted model, not a curated record